AAGAGAAGCGAGAGAAACGAGAGAAAUCGGUCUCCGCGUCCUACCGCAGCCGCUAUAACGAGCGGGAACUAGUGCCGGGCCCCAUACCCACUCCCCCGUCCAAAUCCAAUCGAAAGUUCAAUUCCAUCCUGAUCGCCGACUUUGUCUGGGCGUGAUGAGUUCCUCCGUCGUGGUCUCCGGCAAUGGCGACGAGGACGCCAGCGUGGGCGAGAACUCCGUUGUGGUCUCCGGCAAGGGCAAGGACGCCGUCAAGCCCUCAUGCACGGUGCAGUAUUCCUGUGUCAAGCGGGUUCGUGAGCGGCGCCUCCUUUCCUUCCUCGUCGACCAAGGCUUCCACGGCGCCUUCAGAGAGCUGAAUCGCGAGACGGGGGUGCUGUUCAACGUAGAUCACGUCCGGCGGCUGGUGAGGCGGGGCCAAUGGGAGGACGCCCUCAUGUACCUCAACACCUACCUGCCGCCGUUCCUCAGUGAACGUCGGAGCUUCCGCGCCAGGAUCUUCAGCAACUUCCUCCUCAUGCACCACCGCUUCGCCAACGUGGUCGCCGGCAACAAGGACAUGCACCUGGACAAGCAGUACGCCAACGGCCGCAGCAGCUCCACCCCCGCCGAGCGCAGGUUCCGCUCCAUGAACUACUCCAUCCUCACCCCGGACUCGGGCCACCUCAGGGCCGCCAUCGACUGGGACAAGGUGAGGAGCCACGCGGCGUGUCUUAUCCCCGAGUUGGCUCACCGUACUCCGGAGCUGAAACGCCGGACGGUGCUGCCGUCCCGCUGCAUGAUGCCGCACGAUGUACUCCCCAUUGGGACCGGUUUGUUCCUGAGGCGUCGGGUGAAGAAACAAGGCCCCCAGCCGCCAAAAACAGACGCUAUCAUCACGGCCAUAAAACACCAACGGUAUUGCCGCCUCGUUAGGGAUUCAAGCAUUGGAUCGAGAGAUGAAGCGCUGGAACUGCUGGUCGAUUUCCUUGAUGAGACUUUACAAGCUGGCCUGCCUAGAGGGUGCACACUAAGCUAUGACUUUCAACCAAGUGGGAAGGAAGUUGAACUUGCUGCAGAUGCUUCUGAUGCUCCGUCUGGACAAACCAUGCUCGGCACACCCACAGAUAAUUUUAAAGCCCAUGCCACAUCAUUAGUGAAAAUUCCUGGUGCUCCAAUCUGCCAGAUCAUUUCUGGUACCUUGAAAGUUCAUGCUAAAAACCCUGAGAUCUCAACACCGACAAAUGCAGGUGCAAAGCGUUUAAUACAAGCAGGUUGUCAUACUCAUAAUUCAAUGGAUGGACUGCCAACCGUUGAGGAUGAUAUUUAUGCAAAAAGGCAACGAACGACUGGGACAUUUGGUGAAAAAAGUUCGGUGAACUUCAGGCCGAAGCUGAGGCCCGUCUGCUCCAUGUGAAGACAGAGAUGAUUGAUGGGCAACGGCACCCACCGGUGAUGUUGCAGCUGGCAUUUCGUUGUUCCGUUCCUGUUGCUGCUCCUAUUUUACUACUUAGUGCUUGCGCCCUGAUUAUGUCACCUACUUGCUUGAGGCUUGCAAGUCUCCUAGAACUCAUAAUGUUAUGUUAUGCUAUAUAUGAUGCUACUAUGAA
This is a messenger RNA of Triticum aestivum (bread wheat), 1586 nucleotides long. RefSeq lists its product as uncharacterized. The transcript has 10 exons. The record is from RefSeq and is a predicted model, not a curated record. Lineage: Eukaryota; Viridiplantae; Streptophyta; Magnoliopsida; Poales; Poaceae. The coding region runs from base 155 to 1393 and encodes 412 amino acids.